This is a messenger RNA of Lates calcarifer (barramundi perch), 3156 nucleotides long. RefSeq lists its product as uncharacterized. Gene Ontology annotation, biological process: immune response. Gene Ontology annotation, molecular function: tumor necrosis factor receptor binding. NCBI's taxonomy places the organism in Eukaryota, Metazoa, Chordata, Actinopteri, Centropomidae. Bases 421 to 1170 code for a protein of 249 amino acids. The record is from RefSeq and is a predicted model, not a curated record. The transcript has 5 exons. Gene Ontology annotation, cellular component: membrane.
UCAUCCACAGUUUGAAGGACGCCUCUUGUUGCAGUUGUGGCCAUGCUAUUAAAAUACUGACAGAAGGGAUUUAGUAUUUUAAUGCUCAAGCACUUUCUGUUUCCAGACUGGUCUAACUUAUUGGUUGGUUGGUGGUUUGAUCGACUGUGUGAGUGAUGUGGUGAGAGAAGCCUUGAGUUUUUCCAGGUGUUUGGGGGUGUGCAUGUCCAUGACCUGUAGCGGACUAUAGUGAUGAAACGUUUGUAGCCUCUGACAAACUAACCUCCGAAAGAGGAUGUUGGUGGUUGAGUCCUGGCACUCAGUGAAACUGUUGAAUCGAGACUCCCUACCAGCGGUUUUUCAACGUGGGCGACACGGCGCUGAUAAAUGGAGCCGCUGGAUGGGAGCCUAUGACUGAUCUGUGAAUGGGAAUCUAGCGGCAUGGAGGCAGAAGGCUGCUGCUGCUGCUGCGGCGGGGAGGAGGCGGCAGGACUUCGACACAACACCUUGAUCCAACUUCUCCGUCAGAGAGAGACUCGGUUCCAGCGGAUGGCUCAGGUUCUGUUAGUGGCGCUGCUCGUCACCGCUGCAGCGGCUCUGGCUCUGCUGUUCACGGUCGUUCUGAACGGGCGAGGUCAGCAGGCAGCGGACACACAGCCCAUGAAGCAGACGGGCAGCCGUUCACCAGACAUCUGCGUCACACAGCAGCAACAUCACCACCUUGACAAUCCAAGUGUGAUGCUAACAGCUCCAAGUACCAAUCAGAUUCCUGGAGAAUUCCUUGAAUGGGAGAGCGAGAUUGGAAAUAUCCACUGUCAUGGAGGCUUCAACUACUCCAGUGGGAACCUCAUGGUGCCCAGAAAAGGCAUUUACAGAGUCUUCCUGCAGAUCACCUACGAGAGUGUGAAUGCGUGUACGGAAGCGACUAAGCGACUCAUCAGUGAGGUGUUUUAUAUCACAAACAGUUACAAUGACAACAGGCGUCUCCUGUCAUCAGAAGACACAGUGAGUUGCAGUUUAAAGCCCUGGAGAAAAUCCCUCUAUACAUCCGGCUUGUUUGUCCUGGAGGCUAACAGCAGACUACGAGUUAAGUCGUCACACCCUGAACUUAUUGUUAACAAACAAUACCUGGUGUUCUUUGGUGCUGAGCUUCUGCCCCAGUCAUCUGGUCAGACAGUCAGAGUCACCUAAAUCCAUCUGGAGGUUUCCUGCACCCUCCACUCUGUGAACACCUAAUGGAGGAAACCAGUGUAGAUAUGGUUUCCUCUUACUAUUACAGCUCAUGAAAAGUCUGAAUCCCCUGAUGAUGAUGAUGCAGCAGCAGCAAGAAGCUACUAAUAUCUGCUCAGCUGCAGGUUUGCUUUAUCUCAAUGAAGUUAUAAGCUUAACCUUAAUCAUUUCCCUUUCAUAUACUAUCACAAAAGGCAUCUAUAUUUUCCUAAGAACAUCCCUAAUAUGUGUAAUUGUAAUAAUUCCAUCUUCUUACAGGUUUUAUAUUAUUGUCAACUGAAUAUGAUUCUCGAGAAAAAAUAGAAAAGCUUCAUUCCCUAAAAUAUUAUGGCUUAGAUUUGAAUAUUUCUUGUUUACGUGGGGAAAGUUCAGAAGGAUCAUUCUUUGAGGAGCAUGAAUUGCCAGUGUUAGUUCUGUGCUGUUGGUGGAGCUCUAAAUGUCUCGUCUUGGAGGAUGUCUUAUCAGCAUCCUUGGGUUUUCCCCCCAGCUUUAAAGACGAAAGACUGUUGUUCUUCUCUCGAUUUUUUGCUGCCAUGAAAGUUUUAUCCUUUAAGAGACUAACACAAUCUGUUAGCCUGAGGGUGAGCCCUGUCUUGUUCAAUGUUAGUUAAAAUAGCACUCAGUAGUUUGUUUGAUAAACCCUGUGGGAAAAACCCUUCACUGAGAUUAAAAACAACUCAGGAACCAUCGUGUUAAAUAGAUGUCAACUGGAUAAAUAUCCACAGAAAAAAAACAAGGCUUUGGAAGCAUAAUCCUUAAACACAGGCCUGUCAAGACAGGAGAAACUGUAAAACAGAAGCCAGAUACUAUGACGUAUGAAUUUGUGAAGGAAAGGACUUUUGAUUUUGUGGAAAAGCAGAAGUGAAGGGAAAGAUUAGAGCAAGGGAAAAUAACAGAGGUCAGCAGAGGAAGAAAAGGCAAAUAUAUUUUUGUCAAUCAGCCCGUCCAUUAUUUUCUGUAAAGCUAUAGAUUCUAAAGUGGUCAGUGUAACACGUGUAUCAUUAGUAUUAAAACAAGUUUUUACUAUAGUACCAUGUACAUUUUGUCCCACAGACACGUUGUGUUUGAAUGUACUCAGUACUGUGGGACAGCAUUGGUUAUUUAGUGCUCAUCAUAGUGAAGUGUGGUUGGUAAUACCAGAGAAGGCUGAACCACUCUGUGUCAUUAAUUUGUACAUGUCUUAUAGUGUGUUGCUGUUGCCAGCUCAGUGGCUUUCACUAGGAAGGUCUGAAGAGUGAUCAACAGUGCAGAGUUACUGGCAGACUAUCACACAUAAACCCAGCCCACACCCACACACUCCUGCAACAUUUCUGUGUUAUGUCUGCCUGUGUUAUGGUUUUAUCAGGUGAUAAAUAUGAGAAGUACAGAAAUACUUUCAUCAUUGCUUAACACAGAAGUUCUACUCCUCUUGUGCAUUUUGAAGUUUGAGGGUUUUUUCCUCUCCAGUACCAGUGUAGAUGUGUUAGGGUUAGGGUUAGAAAAUGUUGCAGCUCACUUUCGACACUUUCAUCAAUGUUGUUUUACACCUGUUGUGAAAGUAACCCAUUAAAGUAGAAUGUGCUGGAAACAUGAAAGGACAUGCAAUGUGGGAAGUAUCUCCAGUACUCCAGUGUAUUUGUGUGUGAAUCAGUUAGAUUUUUUUUUUUUUCUUUUUACCAUGGGGUUCAUUGUAAGCUGGUAAAAAAAUAUGGAAAGGGUUUUCUCUGGUAAGGUGCUGUAGGACAUGUGUGCUUAUAGAAACAUAUUUAACGAGGCUAAGGAUGUGGGUUUGUUGUUUUUGUUUUGUGUUUUUUGUUUAAAUUGAAUUAUUUAAUUCAUUGCUUGGGCACUUUGUACUCAGAGUUGGUGCUAUGCAAAUUGACUUUUUCCUACUUUGAAAGAAAUGAUCAUACCAUUUGUUUGUGUGUAUGUUGUGAAAUAAUUAAUAAAUAAAAAAAAAACCUUGAA